GCGGCGCUCGCUUCAGACGCUGUAUAUCUCUUUCGUUUUUCCAGCCACGGAAAUCGGUGAACCGAUCUUUCUAUAGUUCGGAGAUUGGUCGCGUUUAUCUGUACUUUUUUUUUUGACUGCGGAUGGACGUGAACCCAGUCACAAUUUAGCCAAGACAAAACAAGAAACUUUGCGGAGUGCAUCUAUUGGGACUGCUGCUGUGCAUUCGGACCACCAAGAGGAUCCUUCCUCUGCGCGAUAUUUUCCUCCUAUUUGGAGAGGAAGGGUGUUAGUUUUCGAAGUGAAAUCUCAACAGUUGGUUUCCAUUUGGGACUCAUAACGCGUUGGUCUAGUUUGUCACACACUUCACGUCAAGUUACCGAUAUCUAAAACAAAAGGAACAUCUACAAAGUACCACGAUCAAGCCCGUCUCUGUGCAAUGCCACAGUUGUCACAUCGGAGCCCAGAUGAGGAAAAAACAAAACCGUAGGCUAUAGUUUGCACUUCUACAGCUCGCAUAUUUGCGCCGAUCACAUAGUGGUAAAUCCCAUCUCACUGAUUUCUUUCCCCAUCUCAAAGCUCUGACAGAAGCGGAAGAAGACUGAGAUACGGGAUAGUGGAUUUACCCGCUAGUGCAGUGUGAUUGUGUGUGUUGGUGACCUGAGAGGAGCGCUCACUUAGACCAUCUCCCGCCGUCUGGUUGUCAUGUAGGCUACCUAACCGCCCUCAGCAUCCGGUUUUGUGGAACAGAAGAAGUGGCCAACGGAACAUGACUCCACUGUUUCCUUGGUAGAUAAUAUGCACGUCCGGGUCCAGACGCUCGUCCACUGAUGUUCAUCUCCCACACCUGGCAGAGAGACCACCACUCAAUACUACUACAAUACCCACAUUUCCUGUCUGCACAAAGUAAGGACUUAGGUGUUGAAGCCCUUAGGUGACUUGGACUUCCUUGUUGUACUAUUGAACUAUUUCCGCACUACGAGCCAGUUCUUAGUUUACAACUGUCACGCACAGUGAUCUUAGAGAGACAGUAGGCGAGUAAAGAGAAAAACAAUCCAACAACGACAAAAUGGCCAACAACACGGCGGACCACCCUCCCGGGAACUCUGUUGCCGAUGGCAACCAGGAGGGGGACUUUGGCAUCACGGUGAUGGACCUCCGAGAGCUGAUGGAGCUGAGGAGUGGAGAGGCCGUCACCAAGAUAGCCAACUCCUACGGAGACGUGCAGGGGGUCUGCCGCAGGCUCAAGACAUCGCCCAUCGAGGGUCUGUCUGGUAACCCAGUGGAUCUGGAGAAGCGCCACGCGGCAUUUGGGAAGAACUUCAUCCCUCCUAAAAAGCCUAAGUCCUUCCUGGCGCUGGUAUGGGAGGCCCUACAGGAUGUUACUCUCAUCAUCCUGGAGAUUGCUGCUGUAAUCUCCCUGGGCCUGUCCUUCUACCACCCCCCUGGGGGAGAUAGCGAGCUGUGUGGUGAGACAGCGUCAGGAGUGGAGGAUGAGGGGGAGGCGCAGGCGGGCUGGAUCGAGGGCGCCGCCAUCUUGUUCUCUGUGGCAAUCGUUGUCUUGGUGACAGCGUUUAACGACUGGAGCAAGGAGAAGCAGUUCCGUGGGUUGCAGAACCGCAUCGAGCAGGAGCAAAAGUUCACCGUCAUUCGCAAGGGCCAGGUCAUCCAGAUCCCCGUGUCCGAACUGGUGACAGGAGACAUCGCCCAGAUCAAAUAUGGUGACCUGCUGCCAGCUGAUGGUAUCCUGAUCCAGGGCAACGACCUGAAGAUCGAUGAGAGCUCUCUGACCGGCGAAUCAGACCAAGUCAGGAAGUCCCUGGAGAAGGACCCCAUGCUGCUGUCCGGCACCCAUGUGAUGGAGGGAUCAGGCCGAAUGGUGGUGUCUGCGGUGGGUCUCAACUCCCAGACUGGAAUCAUCUUCACUCUGCUGGGGGCAGGAGACAGCGAUGAGGAAAAGAAGAUCAAGAAAGGUAAAAAACAAGGACCCCCCGAAAAUCGCAACAAAGCUAAGACCCAGGACGGCAUUGCCCUGGAGAUCCAGCCCCUGAAGAGUGACGAGGCGGUUGAGUCUGAGGAGAAGGAGCCUGAGGUUGAGGUGAAACGGGUGAAGAAGGUUCAGGUCAACAAGAAGGAGAAGUCUGUGCUGCAGGGCAAACUCACCAAACUGGCCGUGCAGAUCGGGAAGGCAGGUCUGAUCAUGUCAGCUGUGACGGUGAUCAUUCUCAUCCUGUACUUCGUGAUUGACACGUUCGGGGUGCAGGGUCGCCCAUGGCUGAAGGAGUGUACCCCCAUCUAUAUCCAGUACUUUGUCAAGUUCUUCAUCAUCGGAGUCACUGUUCUGGUGGUGGCUGUGCCUGAGGGGCUGCCCCUAGCUGUCACCAUCUCUUUGGCCUACUCUGUCAAGAAAAUGAUGAAGGACAAUAACCUGGUGCGUCACCUGGAUGCAUGCGAGACCAUGGGGAACGCUACCACCAUCUGCUCUGACAAGACAGGCACCCUCACCAUGAACCGUAUGACCGUGGUGCAGGCCUACUUGGGAGACACACACUACAAGAAAGUACCGGAACCUGACGUCAUCAAACCAUUCACUCUGGAAGUCAUGGUCAACAGCAUCGCCAUCAACUCAGCCUAUACUACUAAGAUUCUGUCCCCAGAGAAGGAGGGAGGUCUGCCCCGCCACGUCGGCAACAAGACAGAGUGCUCCCUAUUGGGCUUCGUGCUGGAGCUGAAGAGAGACUACCAGCCAAUCAGGGACGAGAUUCCCGAAGAGAGUCUGUACAAGGUGUACACCUUCAACUCGUCCCGUAAGAGCAUGAGCACGGUGCUGAAGAACACAGACGGUAGUGGCUUCCGCAUGUACAGCAAGGGAGCCUCCGAGAUCGUCCUACGCAAAUGUUCUCAUAUCCUGAACACGAACGGGGAGCCACGUAUCUUCAAGCCUAAGGACCGUGACGAGAUGGUGAAGAACGUGAUUGAGCCCAUGGCCUGUGACGGUCUGAGGACAAUCUGUGUGGCCUACAGGGACUUCCCUGCCGAGGCAGGAGAACCAGACUGGGACAACGAGGGCGAUAUCCUUGAUGAGCUCACCUGCAUCUGUGUGGUCGGCAUCGAGGAUCCCGUCAGACACGAGGUACCUAAUGCCAUCCUCAAGUGCCAGAAGGCCGGCAUCACCGUGCGCAUGGUUACCGGGGACAACAUCAACACUGCCCGCGCCAUAGCAACCAAGUGUGGCAUCCUGUUGCCGGGUGAAGACUUCCUGUGUCUGGAGGGCAAAGAGUUCAACCAGCUGAUCCGUAACGACCAGGGAGAGGUGGAGCAAGAGCGUCUGGAUAAGGUGUGGCCCAAGCUGCGUGUGCUGGCUCGCUCCUCUCCCACUGACAAACACACUCUGGUCAAAGGUAUCAUGGACAGCACCGUCCUUGAGACACGACAGGUGGUGGCUGUGACAGGCGACGGAACUAACGAUGGCCCCGCCCUAAAGAAGGCCGAUGUCGGAUUCGCUAUGGGUAUUGCCGGUACAGAUGUGGCUAAGGAAGCAUCUGACAUCAUUCUGACUGACGAUAACUUCACCAGCAUCGUCAAGGCUGUGAUGUGGGGCCGCAACGUCUACGACAGCAUCUCCAAGUUCCUCCAGUUCCAGCUCACUGUCAACGUGGUGGCCGUCAUCGUGGCCUUCACUGGCGCCUGCAUCACACAGGACUCUCCUCUGAAAGCAGUGCAGAUGUUGUGGGUUAACCUGAUCAUGGACACCCUGGCAUCCCUGGCUCUGGCCACUGAGCCCCCCACCGAGUCCCUGUUGCUGAGGAAGCCGUAUGGCCGCAACAAGCCCCUGAUCUCCCGCACCAUGAUGAAGAAUAUCCUGGGUCAUGCCGUCUACCAGCUCACCAUCAUCUUCACCCUGCUGUUCGCUGGAGAGAACUUCUUUAAUAUUGACAGCGGGCGUAACGCGCCUCUUCACUCACCACCGUCGGAGCACUACACCAUCGUGUUCAACGUGUUCGUCAUGAUGCAGCUGUUCAACGAGAUCAACGCCAGGAAGAUCCACGGAGAGAGGAACGUCUUCGAGGCCAUCUACCGUAACCCCAUCUUCUGUAGCGUGGUUAUGGGAACCUUCAUCCUGCAGAUUGUCAUUGUCCAGUUUGGAGGAAAGCCCUUUUCCUGCACAGCUCUGAGCAUUGACCAGUGGCUCUGGUGUGUCUUCAUUGGAGUGGGAGAGCUGCUCUGGGGACAGCUGAUCACAGCCAUCCCCACCCACCGCCUGAAGUUCCUGAAGGAGGCUGGCCACGGCACCCAUAAGGAGGAUGUUCCCGAAAACGAAAUGAACGAGGGGGAUGACGAGAUCGACCAUGCUGAGAUGGAGCUCCGUAGGGGACAGGUCCUCUGGUUCAGGGGACUCAACCGCAUCCAGACUCAGAUGGACGUGGUCUAUACGUUCCAGACGGGUCAGGCUCCGGUCCCGGGGGCAUUGAGACGCCAGCCCUCUGUGGUCAGCCAGCACAACGACAUUAAGGUGGUCAAUGCGUUCCGUAGCUCCCUUUACCCGGGGCUAGAGAACCCAGAAUCCAGAAACUCCAUCCAUAACUUCAUGGCCCACCCUGAGUUUGUCCCCCUGUCUGAGGAGGAGGCGCAGAUCCCUGAGAGAGAGGACUCCAGCAGCGAUGAGGUGGAUAUGGAGAUCCAGCCCAUCCCCAGCUCCUCGACUGGGGGGGGGAAAGCUCUAGACGUCAGCCACGAGACCACCUGCUGAUCACCUCCUCUCUUCUCCUCCGCUCUGAUCUAUCCAUCCACCCGUCGGCCAGCUGGCUCCCCCCCUGCAGUUCCUCUCCUCCACCAUGAGGAGGACCAGCGGUGCGCCCCUCAGAUCCUUAGACUCAUCCCACAGAGGGUGCACCCAGAGUGGGCAAGGGGUCCCGGUCCCAGCGCCUCCCCCUCUUCACCUCUUCCCUCCACUUCCUGAACCCUACACCCACCUCUCACCUGGCCACCCCCACCUUGCCAUUCUCAUCGGCUUGCACUGACUGUGUCGCGUGUGCCCUUUAAGUCUGUGCAGAAGAGUGACAUGCAGAGCAUCCAAUCACAUUGUGCCCCUAACUCAUGGGUGGGAAGGACCAUUUGGGGUCCACCAAUCUGCUCCGUCGAAGGCCGUAGCCUGUCCUUCUGUCCAUCUUUGGGGUUUUAUAUCAGUUUUUUUUUUUUUUUUUUUUAACCUCAGAGUAGCCUAGAACUGAAACGCAACAUGUUUAUCCUUCUGUACUAGCUUAUACUCUGCAUACACUAACUGGCACAGAACUUUAAGAAUAUACCCAUGUGUACAUUAAUAUUGUAUGUACAUACAUGUAACUGCCAAAAUAAAGAAGACGCUUAAGUGAGGGAUACAAAGUAUAUUGAAAGCAGGUGCUUCCACACAGAUGUGGUUCCUGAGCUAAUUAAGCCAUUAACAUCCCGUCAUGUAUACAAAUACCCAGUUGCCCAUUAUUUUGGCUUCCAUGGUUAGAAGAAGAGGCCUCAAAGGAGCAUAGGGGGUUUAAAGUGUGUGUACGUGUCUCAGUCCCUCGAUCUCAACCCAACUGAACGCUUAUGGGAGAUUCUUGAGCUGCGCCUGAGACAGCAUUUUCCACCACCAUCAACGAAACACCAAAUUAUGGAAUUUCUCGUGGAGGAAUGCUGUCACAUCCCUCCAAUAGAGUUCAAGACACUUGUCAGAAUCUAUGCCAAGUCGCAAUGUAAGCUGUUGUGGCAGCUCGUGGUGGCCCAACGCCCUAUUUAAGACACUUUUGGUGUUUCCUUUAUUUUGGCAGUUAACUGUAUAUAUGCUUUAUAGGCUCAAAGCUCCAAGCUGAUUGGAUGAUCAGAUGUACAUGGCCCAUGUGAUUAACAGCUUUCAGCUACUAAGUUUCUCUUCUCUAUUUGUCAAUCUGUGUUUUAAUUGUACAGCAUGUAUGCAUUUGAUCUGUUUUGAAGCAGGAUGUACUAAUGGGUUACUCAGUUCAAUGCAGGAAACCAUGUCUACAGCGUUUCAACGAUAUAGGUUCAAUCAUCUAAACAUCUCUCACUUUAAUUUGGUUCUUCUGGGUCCAUUUGACAUGUGACUCCAUUAUGAUUUAUCCUGUUUUUGUUGAAGGACAGUGUAAAGAAUGCUAUGAUAUUUUAACAGAAAAGUGAAUUCUCUUAAAACAACAUUUUCAAAGUAAAGCUCGCAGCAGGCUAGAGCCAGAGGGCACCCCCUCUCUGUGGAGCAGGGUCAUGGCAAGACGAUGUGGAGGUAUCUCCCUCAUCCGAUGACCUCAUCCUUAUCUCAUCCAAUCAGGGUUCUGGUUUUCCCCAGCCCCUUGAGAGUAAGUUGGCAGCUCAUGAAACUGCCAAUAAUGGAGUACGAUUAAGAACGUCAGAGUGAAGUGAAUGAUAUUUCACCCCCAUCGCUCGUAUGCAUGACGUAUAUUAUCCGUGUUUCAUCUGUGUUGAGUGGAAUGGGAGUUUAGAGAUGGGUUAUGUGAAACAUUAUUUGGGGUGGGGUUAGGGCGUACGUAUUCCUGUGGACAGAAAUGGGUCAUUGUUUUUGCUCCAGUCUGUCACAACAACAAAAAAUCCACACAAAAAAUGAAAAAGUCCACACAAAUUUAUUCUCUGUACCUUAGCAAGACAAAUCUAGUCCUCGUUUUUACACUGUCGACGAAGGGGCGUUGGGCUUGUUCCUGUUAGCUCCGGUGUGAGUGUGUUGUAUGUUGUUAUCGAGCAUCACUGUGUUGGCUGCAGAGUGACACGGGGGACUAUCGAUCUCUCCCAUCAUGCCUCUGGGAGAGCCAACCGUGAGCGGCCCAGAUAUAAAUCCAAUAUCUCCCCCUCCCUCCUCACCCGGCACCGCUCCCUCCCACCCUCCCUCCUCCGGGCUGCUAGGAUAGGGACACAGCACAUCCCCACAUGUCAACCAACCACAGAUAAUGGUGUAACAAUAAGAGGAAUACUCUUAACAAGAAGAAGAAGAAAAAUAGACUCAACCAGAGAUGUGUAUGAGAGCUCCUGUAUUCAGUAGUGUAUGUUGUCGUCAGAGGUGUCAUGCCCGUAGGGGGCACAGGGGCACGUGCUCCCUCAGAUUUGUCAUGUUUAAAAUAUCUUUUUUGCGGGCCUUUUUUUUCUCUCUCUAAUACUACUAGACACUUAGCAAUUUUAUAUAACUAGCUACCAAGAAACCAUUUCAGGCUAUCAAUACAGUUAGAGUAGCUAGCUUGUCGUCCUCUUAGCUGGCAUGCCCGCUGGCAAGGUUGGUAAGACUUCAGAAAAGCAAGCAAUAACUAAAUGUACUGAAUAAGACUCACAUUCCUUUCAAUAUUGUACCAGAGAUGCAGAGACGUAUUUUUUGUUUGUUUGUUUUUUUAAGAACCACCAGUCAGAAGGAUACAGACAGCUCAUUUGGUAUGCUUAAAUAUUCAGAAAAAUAUACAUUUUUUUACAUAGAAUUAAGCAUAAUGAUUAUGGCUCUAGAUUACAGGACAAAAAGCUGCUUCAGAUGUUUGAAAAAUGCUAAAUUCUCCAAUUUAUGGUCGGUGGGCUUACCACCCCUCCGGACCACCCCCCUAGCCAUCCUCACGUACUUUGUGCCCCCUAAGAUUUUUUUGGGGUGCAUGAUUCCCCUGGUCAUUGUUGUAUAUGGUAGAGAGAGUGUUAACUUGGGCUGACUCCCUUUUCCGCCUCCGGCCACCAACUCUGUGACAGAGAUUGUGACGCCCUCGACAGGACGUGUGCUAUCGAUUACCAGUAAUGUACUACUGCCAUAUUUUCAACCUUUAUUUUCAUAUCUAGGUUGCUUACUUCGAUAGAACCCUCUGGUGAUGCGCCUUUUCUACUUACUCAGAGCCAUAUUUUCUAGGUUGUCGUUGUUGUUUUGUAUCCCAUCGUUAUUGAGGUUUCCUUUCUAUUCCCCCUGACCAACAAACAAAAAAACCAAGACAAAAUAAUGUGUCACUGCCGAUACAGUAUAUAAGUCAUGGACCACUACGAUGUUUACAGAACAUAGUCAGCCUGAUGCAGUAAGCCUGCUCGCGCUGCACUUCACUCCAACCGGCUAGUCUCCUUCAUUCCCUUGCUUUCGUGAGUCUUAGUACACAGUUAUGGGGAAGCUUUCUUGCAUGAUUUUCAUAGAAACUCAAUGUUUUUUGUUCAUUUUUUUACAAUUCUUCUUCUGUAUUUUUAUAUUAAGUACUUUUUUGGAAAUAUAUAAAUAUGUAUAGGCUGAAGAGUUUUGAUGACAGUACAGACCAUGAAUAAGAUCAAUCGACAGUGUAACAUGUUUUUGCCGUUCUAUAUACAGUAUAUUUAUGCCACAUUUGUAAACCAUGCUUGGUCGUCUGAUGCUGGGGCUAACUAAAUUAAAAUAAAUUGUUUACUCACUGUAGGUCAUGUGAUUGGACAUACUCUUUCAGCAAUCUAGUCUUACCGCCCCUUUCCCUUUCACUAUAUACAGUCUUAAAGAGAGUAUCUUAAAUUCUGCUAUUUCUUUCAAUAGCUUAAAGGGAUAUUCCUGGAUUUUGGCAAUGAGACCCUUUUAUCUACAGUACUUCCCCAGAGUCCGAUGAACUCGUGGACACCGUUUUUUAUGUAUCUGCGUCCAGUAUGAAGGAAAUUAGAGGUAGUUUCGGGGGCUAAUGCUAAAUAAAUUGUGCUAACACUAGUUAGCAACUUCCGUCAAACUGCACACUGAUACAUAAAAAUGGUAUCCACGAGUUCAUCUGACUCUGGGGAAGUAUAUAAAGGGCCUCAUUGUCAAAAUCCCGAACUAUCCCUUUAAAUCAAAUGUGGUCCAAUGAAAGUGAGUGAAAUCGAACAUGGUAGUAUACAGAACAUUGAAGAUUUGCUAAAUUAAUUGGGGGUAUAUAUAUAUAUAUUUUUUAAUCUCUAUAUAAAUGUAUUUGUUAAUUUUUUUCUGUUCUUUCAGACUAAUAUGACUGCGAGUUUAACUUAUUUUGUGAGGAUCGGUGCUCUCAGAUGCCUGUGUAGUGACGUUAGUCGACUUGUCAAAGAGGGCAUGAAUUUCAUCCAAAUUCAGCAUUACCCUUUUAAUUCUAAUGGCUUAGAACACUGUUUAUGGGAAGAGAGUAGAGCUGUUAAACUGGUAGUGACAUCACUUCCUCUUCCUGUUUUUGUCCAUAAACAGAAACUAGAUGCCUUCGAUGUGGUGUCCGUUCGAUCAUUAGACAGUCUCAUUUUGGGGACACAUUUUCAAUUGGAAUCCUUUCUUUUCUUCUGACUUACUCUAUUUGGUAUGUGUAAAUAUUGUCAUAGGAUGAUGUUGAACUUAACUUAUAACUCUUGGUAAUGAACAGGGGGCAACCAGUCAGGGAUCACCGAGCAUAGCUUUAAGAAUGUUCUGCCAAAGUCUUGCUUUGUACAAUCGUUGCUUUUUUGUCCUUUUUUAUUUUUGCACAGAUUGUUUUAAACGAUUAUUGUCAGGUGAAUGUGUUUUCCUUGUUUUCCAUCUUCCCAAAAUAGCAAAUGUUUUUGCAUGUAAACGUGGACAGAGAAUUACAAAGAGCUUGAAGCGUCACUAAGAUUGUCCCUCUUCUAUUGCCAUGGCCUUGGUUGUGCUGUUGUGAUCUCUUACUGGUUUCCCUCCCAUUCCAUCCCACAGGUGAACAUGUACUCCAUCCUCUAGAAACACCCCAAUGUUUUUGUUUGUUGUUUUGUUCUUGUUUAUUUGUACCUCGGCACAACUGUACAACAGAAGCAGACCAACAGGUCUGCAUGUCUGAGGUGGAGGGAGAACUAAAGAACGGCUAGACUGACCUGAUAAAGCCGAUGUUUGGUUUCUCUGAUGGAUAAGCCCACCGUGGCUUCUGACCAAUCUGUAAGAUCUGUUCCUUCUCAUUGCACAGGUCUCAAUAAUGACUCAUGUAUGACAAAAUGAAAUUGCUAAGGCAUUGUGCAAUACCUGUCAACUGUAAUGGACUGCAUUGCUUCUCUAAAGCUUCUCUUUCUUAGACAGCUUUUUAUUUCUUUCGAUUUGGGGGAUUUCUUUGGGGAAGCUUCUCCGCAGUUGUAAAUAAUAAAACAAACAAAAAAAGGUUUGAAAACUGGAAUAUCACAGUUUAAAGUCAUUAACCCCUUAUUUUACGUAGGACGAUAUUUACCCGAACCAGUUCUUGUGUUUUUAAUACAUUUUCAAUUGUAUCUAAUUGAGAAAAGACCGAAAAAUAACUUUCUGUCAUUGAUAUGAUGCACAGUAAUAGACACUGGUGUUAUUUUUGUAUAAACAUAAUACCAUCUAUGUGGCAUGCAUGACGUAUAAACAAUUUUGUGGUUUAAAGCAAUA
Oncorhynchus keta (chum salmon) is the source of this 10285-nucleotide messenger RNA. RefSeq names its product plasma membrane calcium-transporting ATPase 1-like. The coding region runs from base 1049 to 4729 and encodes 1226 amino acids. Gene Ontology annotation, cellular component: membrane; intracellular membrane-bounded organelle. Gene Ontology annotation, molecular function: P-type calcium transporter activity; ATP binding; ATP hydrolysis activity. NCBI's taxonomy places the organism in Eukaryota, Metazoa, Chordata, Actinopteri, Salmoniformes, Salmonidae. The transcript is spliced from 24 exons. Gene Ontology annotation, biological process: regulation of cytosolic calcium ion concentration; calcium ion transmembrane transport. The record is from RefSeq and is a predicted model, not a curated record.